CCUAACCCCCUACGGGUGGUGCGCGGCCACUAUCCUAAACCCCUUGGGGGUGGGCAAACCACCCCUUGCCCACCCUUAGGGUGGCUUGCGGCCAACCCCAUAGGGGUUUGGGGAUGGCUAGGGGUGGCAGCCCCACCGCUAGCCAUCCUUUCAAUUUUUUUAUUUUUUAUUUUAUUAGAUUUAAAUUUUAAAAUUAAAUUAAUAUUUUAAAGUGAGGUGAAACGAUGCGUUUUGUUUGGGACUGACGGACGUUAAAAAAUUGGGAAAUAUAUAACGGUGUGGAUUUAUUUGCCAUUUUGAUAAACCCAGGGAGUAAAAAUUCGAAAAAAAAAAACCUAGGGAGUUUUCAGUUUUGGCGCGUUAAAUCAGGGAUUUAUAAUAUAUUUACCUAAAAUAGAAUUGCACUCUUGGAUUUAUUUAAUUAUACUGGAGCUUUCACUUCUAAAUAUUGUAUUUGAUCCCUCCAUUAAAUACCCGUAGAGAAAUAAAGUCAAUUUAAUUAUUGUCACUUUCUUUCUUUCAUUUACCUCUUAAUUCAUUGCGUACCUAAUUUAAUCUCUUGAUGCAUUUGAGCUCUCACUAUAUAUUUUUUUUAAAUUCUUUUAUGAAGAAUUAUAAUAUUAUUGAAAAAAAGGGCAAAGCCCUUGUACACGAAGAAUAUACAAGAGAACUUAAACCUUAAAGACUACAAUGUAAAAAGCAGAUAAAAUCUACAAGAUUCAUCGAGUCAAAUUGAGUUAUUCAUUAACAACUUGAGAUUGAUUCAUUUAGCUUCCUCAGGCUCAUUAGCUUUAAACAACCCAUGCAGGAACUUAAGUUUCAAGUGCAAUUACUUAAACAACCGAGCUGGGACAUCCCUAAGCUUGGUUUCUUAUCAUGAACACCAGGGAUAUGCUUUAUAUGAUGUAUUUGUUCUACAGAUUGUGUGAUACUUAGUGACGAACUUCAUAAAGAUGACACUUGCAAUUUGUAAAUACAUAAAUUCUACUCUAAUAAACACUAAAUUAAAUAGAAACAUGUUGAGGGAAUAUUCUCUGUUAAUAAUUCAGAACCCUGUAAAUAAAUUUAAAUACAUUUUUAAUUAUCUUAUCAUUAGUCAGAAAAGUUCCACAUGUGAAGCACGUACUCUAACACUAGUUUCUUGAAAAAGCCAUUUACUCUAUGUUGUGAGCAUGAGUUCAUGCCAAUAUUAUUUAUGGAGGUAGCUUUUAAAUGUUGUUCUAUUCUAUAUAAUUAAUUUUGGCAUUAUACAAUAGAUAGUACACAUGAAUAUACAGUGUGGUAGCUUUUGUAAAGUCUCAAUAUCAUUCUAAUAGAGUUGGUUUUGAUCAUGGUUUUCCUCUCUGGAAAUUGAUCGUCUUAUCAUGUAAAUAGUUCCAUGCCAUACAAGUGGCUGCUUCCAAAAUGUGCGGCUGCAAUUCAUCAUGGGGGAAGUGGAAUUACUGCUGCUGCAUUACAUGCAGGAAUCCCACAGGUGGUAUGUCCGUUUAUGCUUGAUCAGUUCUAUUGGGCUGAGAGGAUGUUUUGGCUUGGAGUUGCACCAGAGCCACUGAAAAGAACUCACUUGCUUCCUGAUACAAGCGAUAACGUGAGCAUCCAUGAAGCUGCAACCGUGCUAUCAAGGGCGAUAAAUAAUGCGUUAUCUCCUAAAGUCAAAACAUGUGCGGUAGAAAUUGCCGACAGAAUGUCUCUGGAGAAUGGAGUCUUGGAGGCCGUGAAGAAACUCAAGGAGGAGCUGAGUUGCCCCCGUUAACAUAAUCAAAUUUCCCUGUUUGGGCUAUUUAUGUGGGUGAAUUACCGAGUCCACAAGACAAGUUGUGGGUUUACAGAGAUAUUUCUUCUUAGCUUUGGAACUAAGAAAAAGAUAAAAAAUUGAAGAAAAAAAAAAUUUAGAUAGAAUCAUGCUUGUAGGGAGUAAAUUAAUUUUUUGGCAUACCUCAGAGAGCACUGAGUUCAUUUUGAUACCACGAUGAGCUAAUUGUAAAUUAAGAAAACCAAGGACUGAUUUUUUAUUUUUCCCUUGUAAAAUCACACUAUUUUUCUUUGCAUUUUCUUUUCUCCAUAUAUAUGUAACU
Messenger RNA from Corylus avellana, 2075 nucleotides. The record is from RefSeq and is a predicted model, not a curated record. Lineage: Eukaryota; Viridiplantae; Streptophyta; Magnoliopsida; Fagales; Betulaceae.